Molecule: messenger RNA, 2125 nt
Organism: Vigna angularis (adzuki bean)
Lineage: Eukaryota; Viridiplantae; Streptophyta; Magnoliopsida; Fabales; Fabaceae
Product: PTI1-like tyrosine-protein kinase At3g15890
Exons: 4
Coding region: 193-1677 (494 amino acids)
Biological process (GO): protein phosphorylation
Molecular function (GO): ATP binding; protein kinase activity
Source: RefSeq, a predicted model, not a curated record
ACCAAUUGCUUCUCAUUUCAUCUUUCUCUCGCUCUCUCUUUCUGUUUAGGGUUUAACCAAUAACUUCUCGCUCUUGUAUUUGAAAUCACCUCGCAGCUUCUCAAUUCAUCUCUCUCUCACUCUCUCCAUAUAUACAUACGUGUGUUUGCGCUCUAAAAGCACACACACAUUACAUUUUUUUUCACUUGGUAAAUGGAUGGAAGAAUCAACGCGGCUAUUGAAAGUAGCGGUGGUUCAAUUUCGACAAAUAGAAAAUACAGCGUCGGUGGAUUUGGUUCAGAAGUGGACAGUGCCAUAAGGAGUGGGACUGCGCCAAAUUCGGAAGUAUCCUCCGUCCAUGGAUUCGAUCGCGCAGUGGAGAAUGACAUCAAGAGUACCACGUCAAAUUUGGAAACACCGGUCAGUGUUGAUAGUUUUGGUCGGACGGUGGAGAAUGCAAUGAGGAGCUUUGCGCCAAAUCCCCCUCCUCUCUACGGUUUCGCUAAGGCAGUGGAUCUUGCCAUUAGCAGCCACGUCGGUUUCGAACAAGAUCAGAAUGAAACUAAAGAGUCGCCCAGCGGUACCGUCUACGAAGGCUUCCCGGACGCAAGGAGAGGGAAAGAACAACCCACAUGGAGGGUGUUUUCUUUGGAGGAAUUAAAGUCUGCUACGAAUAAUUUCAAACCUGGCAACAUUCGAGGAGAAGGAGGCUUUGGCAGUGUGUACUGGGGCCAACUAUCGGAUGGAUCGCAAAUUGCGGUGAAAAGUUUGAAGUUUCAGAGCAACAUAACUGAAACAUUUACGGUUGAACUUGAAAUCUUGGCAAGAAUACGACACCAGAAUCUUCUCAGUCUUCGUGGCUACUGUGCAGAAGGACAGAAACGGUUAAUUGUGUAUGAAUAUAUGCAAAAUCUGUGUCUCCACUCUAUUCUUCAUGGACAUAAUUCAUUGAAAUGCCCUCUGGAUUGGAAUCGUCGGAUGAAUAUCGCAAUUGGUUCCGCUGAAGGAAUUGCGUACCUUCACCACCAAGCAACACCACGUAUCAUCCACAGGGAUAUUAAAUCAAGCAAUGUGUUGCUAGAUUCUGAUUUCAAGGCCAGGGUUGCUGAUUUUGGGUUUGCUAAGUUGAUCCCUGAUGGGGCAACACAUGUGACUACAAAAGUUAUGGGAACUCGUGGCUACCUUGCACCAGAAUAUGCCAUGUUAGGUAAAGCAAAAGCGAGUUGUGAUGUGUACAGUUUUGGUGUUCUGCUUCUAGAACUCGCUAGUGGCAGAAGACCAACCGAAAUGCUUGAUUCCACGGUGAGGAGAUCGAUAGUUGAUUGGGCAUUGCCAUUGGUUUGUGAGAAGAAAUUUAGUAAGAUUGCUGAUCCAAGACUAAAUGGUAAUUAUGUGAAGGAAGAGCUUAAAAGAGUUGUUUUAGUUGCUCUUAUUUGUGCUCAGGAUCUACCUGAGAAGAGACCAUCCAUGCUUGAUGUGGUAGAACUACUCAAGGGAGAGUCUAAGGAUAAAUUUUCUGAUUUAGAGAACAGUGACAUGUUCAGAAGUCGUCUUGCUGCUGCUGGAACUUCAGUGGCUAAAGAUAGUUUAGACUACAUCUCAGAAGAAAAAGAAUUAGAACAUCCGCUGAGAAAGAAUGCUUCGUGUUUUUUUGCUAUUGUUGCAAUUUUCAAGUCAACACUCGAAGCCCUUUUUUAGAUUGGCUUGGGUAUGUUUGCUGCAUGUGUAAUUUGAUAGAACUUUUCGGAAUCAACAAGUUUGGAAAACGAUUUUUAACAAAUUUUAAACCAUGACUAUGUGCAACAGAACUUCUUCUAGUGUUGUUUCUUUCACCAUCUAAACUUCUCUAUAAAUGUUUCAAAACCAAGCUCUUGGACAGGUUCAUCAACAAGUGUUGCAACAUGUCUUACAGCAUUCUCUUUGUUCUACCAAUCUUUUUCUUGUUCCCGAGUAGCUUCUGCAACCAUCUACUUUUACGUUGGUAAAUGAUGCUUGUUUUGGAUACGAGAUUGAAGUCUCUUACUCAAAGCACUCACUCUAAACUCUCUUGAAGGUAUGAUGGACUCUCUAAUAGUCUUUCUUAAUCCAAGUUACAUUGUUCAUUCUCUUUAUUUCUUGUUUAAGCCGUGCAAGUGGGUAUUUAGUG